Molecule: messenger RNA, 2002 nt
Organism: Solenopsis invicta (red fire ant)
Lineage: Eukaryota; Metazoa; Arthropoda; Insecta; Hymenoptera; Formicidae
Gene: RhoGEF4
Product: putative protein tag-52
Exons: 8
Coding region: 314-1888 (524 amino acids)
Biological process (GO): intracellular signal transduction
Cellular component (GO): cytoplasm
Molecular function (GO): guanyl-nucleotide exchange factor activity
Source: RefSeq, a predicted model, not a curated record
CUCGCCAGUGAAUUUUGGAACGCGUCGCUCAUGUCUAUUGGUCUAUGGAUAUUUUUGAACGCGCCUGUCAUGCUGGUAGCUGGUAGCUGGUAGUAGAUGCACUGUUUAAAUGAUUUAAAUUUUAACGAGUAUACGAGUAAAUGCUCCAAUGCUCGUGAAUGCUCGUAGACGGCAUACUGAAUUGCGUUUACCUGAAUUUUUGAAAGAAAGUUUAAAUACUACUCACUUCCAUUGUAUCUUAAGUAGAUCAACAUUUAUUAUAUUGUUGUUCAUUUAUUUUCCAAAUACUCGAAAAUAAUUUCUACAUACGACUAUGUAUUCACCGUUGUCGCCUCAAGCCAGUCUCAGUUCGGAGUUGAAACAAAUUAUAAAUGAAAGAAAUAUGUUGAGCAUGCGGAGCCGUAUGAAGGUCCUACAGGCUUUGAACGAAAAUAACGAGAGAUGCGCUGAGGAGAGGAAAAGAAUUUUAAGAUUACAAGCCAUUCAAGAAAUAUUAACUACGGAGGUUACUUAUUUACAACAAUUGGAAACUUUGGCAAACUUUUUCAUACAACCUAUUCUCGAGAGAAAAUUGCUGAAUCACCCAUUACUUGCUACUCUAGCUGAAAAUAUAAAAACGCUAUACAAUGUGAGUGGUGAACUAGUGGCAGGAUUAAAAUGUAAUCCUGAUAAUAUAGCUGGAGUGUUUCAUAAACUUGCACCAUUCUUCAAGUUAUAUUCUGUUUAUGCUUAUGAUUACACACAAGUACUGAAUCUAUUACAGACCAGUGAGGAGAAUGAUGCUGCCUUUAAAAAAUUUAUUUCUGAUCAAGAGACAAGGCCAGAAGUAGGCAGGAAAUUAUCUUCAUUACUAAUUACACCAGUACAAAGAGUACCAAGAUAUCAAUUACUUGUUAAAGAAGUAUUACAACAUACCCCUUAUGGACAUAGAGAGUACAGACAUUUACAGGCAUGUUUGGUUGAAAUUGAAAAGUCUGCGAAACACAUAAAUACCUUAAUCGCGCAAAAUGAAGAGACGCAAAAAUUAUUGAAUCUUCAGAAGUGUAUUGUUACUUCUAUUAAUCUUGUGAAACCUGGUAGAAUAUUAAUCAAGCAAGGACCAUUGAUGCGUGUUUCAAGACGGGGCAAUUCAGCUUAUAAGAGAUAUUUUGUUCUUUUAAAUGACACUUUAUUGUAUUGUAAAGGCGAACCAGAAACAUCGUUGAAUGUAUCUUGUGUUCUACCAUUAAACAAAUGCAAUCUGACUUGCGUUCUGAGCAAAAAACUGUUUCGUAUAACAUGUUUGCACGAAACGUUCUUAUUGUACUCGGAAAUAGGUGACAGUGACGAAUGGAUACAAUCUAUACAAAAUGCUAUCAAAAAAUAUACCGAAUGCAGACAAACUUUAAGAAAGGAAAGUAGCUCGAGAAAGCCACUUAGACAUAAAAAUAUUAAUAAAUUUCCAUCAGAUGAUAUACCAAAAAAAUCUGUCAAAAGAAAAAGAUGUAGGGAAGAUGAACAGGUAUCAUUAGAUACCUCCAACAUAAUAUACUUUAAAAAGGAUAAUGAAAUGGACAAAGAUAUUAAAAGCGAUAAUACUUGUUUAUCUCUUCAUAAAACCAAGAGAUUUAAACAGGAUGAGUAUUCUGUAUCGAAAACUGACUGUAUCCAAGAGCUGAAAAAUACAAAAUCAUGUAAAAACAAAAAUAUACAAUAUAUAUCUGUAUACAGAUGUUUAAAAAAGUCAAAUAACAAUAAUACUCUUUUGAAAACAACAGGGAUACACAGAAGUACAAGCUCGUGUUCGAUCACAUCGAACACUAAAGAACACGCAUCACUGUUCCAAAUGAUCAAUGAAUUUUUUACAUCUAUUGGUACAACAAUAAAAGACCUUUUCACAUUCAGAUAAUUUAUAUAUGCGUCGUGCGUGCGAGAGAGAGCGCGCGCGCGCGUGUGCAUGCGUAUGUAUAUAAAUAGAUUACAAUUGUAUAUAAAUAAUAAAAGAGAAAUUAUUAUACUUUAA